UGACCGUUCCCGGAAGAAAAUGAAAUUCCUAACGGUUGGAAUAUUUGCGGGAAUUAUUUUCCCGCCUGAACGGGCGAGGUUCUCUUCGUAUUGUUGUCGGGGAUGAUCCCUUGAUACCUAUUUCCCCAUCCGACUUAUAUCGGUUGGCCCGUUCUAGCUUCGAGUGCUCGUCGCAAGUGUACAAUUCGACUGGUUGAACAUCCUGACCGGAUUGUUUGUACCAGUUAACUUAAUUAGAGGAUGCACAGAUGGGAGAAGACUCAAGAGUUUCUUUUGGGGAACGCUUUGUUUCGCAUUCCCAGAUGUAUUCCUUCUCAGGUUUCUUACUUUCACUCUUCAGGGUUUUCAGAUGAACGAGCGCUUCUUCAUGCUCUUGAAUCAUCCAAAGCCUCCUUUGAUCUCAGAACUGCCACCAAAACCCAUGCGAAAAUCCUCCAAUGUGGGUACGGGACCCACCCAACUCUUCUGGCCUCCCUGUUAUCAACAUACAUCCGCUGUCAUCACCUCCAUCUAGCCCACCAGCUUCUCCAUGAGAUCUCAACUCGAUCUCAGCCUAGCACUUUGGUGACCUUCAACUUAAUUAUCAGAACUUUAACAACAGCUGGAGAAUGUGAUAUUGCGGAGAAGGUCUUCUGUGGCAUGACAGUUCGAGAUGCCGUGUCGUGGAACUCCAUGAUUAGCUGUCUUGUGAAGGAUGGCCGAUAUGACGUUGCGAUUGUCUAUUUCAAGAAGAUGUUGGACUCGAAUAUUGAGCCCGAUGAGUAUACUUUUGCAUCUGUUAUCUCCACCUGUGCACACCUUGGUAUGGUCAGUCAUUCUCUAUGGGUUCAUAGACUGAUGACUGAGAGAAAGAUCGAAUUAAAUUCCAUAUUGAGCGGGGCAGUCAUCAACAUGUACUCCAAAUGUGGCAGAAUCCACACUGCACGAGAAAUAUUCAAGAGUUCUCCCAAGAGUGAUGUGUCUGUUUGGAAUGCGAUAAUCAAUGGGCUCUCAGCUCAUGGGCUCGCUUCGGAUGCUCUUGAGGUUUUCUCAGACAUGGAGUCAGAGAAUAUUUUACCUGAUUCAAUAACCUUUGUGGGGUUAUUAACGGCGUGUAGCCACUGUGGUUUGGUUGAAGAGGGUAGGAGGUACUUUAACUUGAUGAGGAAUCGCUACUUGAUUUAUCCGCAACUCGUGCACUACGGAGCAAUGGUCGAUUUAUUUGGCAGGGCUGGGCUGCUUAACGAGGCUCUUGAGAUUAUAAAGGGAAUGCCAAUGGAGCCCGAUGUCGUGAUAUGGAGGGCCCUUCUCAGCGCUUGCAGGUUCCAUAAAAGGCCUGAUCUCGGUGAAGUUGCUCUUGCUAAUAUUUCGAAUAUCAACAGUGGGGAUCUUGUCCUGAUGUCGAAUACUUACUGCUCUUUGAAAAGAUGGGAUAAAGCGGAGAUAGUAAGAGACUCGAUGAGAAGGAAAGGUAUUCAUAAGAGCCGAGGGAAAAGUUGGGUCGAAGUAAGAGGUUCCAUUCACCAUUUCAAAUCAGGUGACACGUCUCACCCUGAAGCGAAAGCAAUACAGAGACUGUUGGACGGGCUAAUGAAUAGUGCUAAGUUGUUGGGAUAUGUCUCUUCAGCAGAGAUGGUUCUGAUGGACGUCUCCGAGGAAGAAAAGGAAGGAAAUUUGGUGUGGCACAGUGAGAAACUGGCGCUAGCCUACGUGCUACUGAAAACCACCCCGGGAACAGAAGUUACAAUUUUCAAGAACCUCCGGAUCUGCUGCGACUGCCAUGAGUGGAUGAAGUUGGUUUCGAGGAUGCUGAGGAGGGUUGUACUCGUGAGAGAUCGGAUUCGGUUUCACAGGUUCGAGGGGGGCCAUUGUUCCUGUGGUGAUUAUUGGUAGUAGGAGCACGCCUUCUUUUAAGUAAGCUGAUCCAAGAAAUGGCAUGAAACAAAUCGUUUUGACAAGUGACCAGAUUUGAUAACAUAAGUGAACCUCAGAAAUGAACCACAAUAAAGGAAAAACAGGAUCAUGCUGCAGAACCACAAUAAAGGAAAAACAGGAUCAUGCUGCAAACACAUGGACAUGCUGACACUCUAACAUGGUUUCCGUAUCAGUUCCAACUAGACGGAGGGCUUUCGAAUAGUUCUAAUAACAGUGUGUGCCACAGCACAGGAGAAGACAACACCCACCUUGGCAGCCCGUCUAGCGAGCUUCAUCCGGAAUGCCAGGCACCAUAUCGAAUUCUAUGCUUCUCAGGGAUCUGGUGGGUGCUACCGAGAGGUUGAUGUGUUCAGGAUUGCCCGGAUGUUCAAUUUCAGCCCAUUGUGAUGGGCCAUGAGCUCUUUUUCAGCUCACCAUCUGCGAGGACAUCAUGGCCGUCAAUUGGGUCACCGAUGGCUUCUCUGGCCCCCUCGCCCUGCCCUGGGGUUCUGCCCUCAAGGUCAGCUUCCUCAAAUUGAAGGAGGAUCUUGGGGACGCCGUCAAGGAUGAGGUCCUGGGCGUGAUCCGGGGGAUCAAGGAUGGCCCGACCGCGGUUGAGUAGCUCACCUGUGGGGAGAACUUCUCCCCUGCCAGGGCCAAGGGUUUCUCCGUCACGUCCCUUGCUGUGUUCAAGGGAGCCGCAGAGAUGGAGGCAGCGGAGUCGAACAAGGAGCUUGUGGAAUCCUGCAAGGAGAAGGUCCGGGAGUACCUGGACGGGGUCAUUGUGAUCGAUUUUGUGGUCCCUGGGUCUUCCAGCAACCUUUGAUUCGGCUCCUUGAUCAUCAGCUAAGCUUCUUGAAAGUGUAUGAUUUUAGGGACAGCCUUUGAGCAAUUGAAUGAUGAAUGAUUUAAUCCGAUGGAUGAAGAUUUUCAGUCCUCAA
Messenger RNA from Punica granatum (pomegranate), 2834 nucleotides. NCBI's taxonomy places the organism in Eukaryota, Viridiplantae, Streptophyta, Magnoliopsida, Myrtales, Lythraceae. The record is from RefSeq and is a predicted model, not a curated record.